Molecule: messenger RNA, 1363 nt
Organism: Gastrolobium bilobum
Lineage: Eukaryota; Viridiplantae; Streptophyta; Magnoliopsida; Fabales; Fabaceae
Product: U-box domain-containing protein 27
Exons: 1
Coding region: 82-1350 (422 amino acids)
Biological process (GO): protein ubiquitination
Molecular function (GO): ubiquitin protein ligase activity
Source: RefSeq, a predicted model, not a curated record
UCAGCACAGUUCGCUUCGCUAAGCUUUUUUAUUUUUUCAUUUUUUCAUUUUCAUUUUCAUUUUCACUCUGAGACGCCAGCCAUGGUUAGAGACGAUCUUUACAUAACGGUUCCCAGCUUAUUCCGAUGCCCAAUAUCACUCGACGUGAUGAAAUCCCCUGUGAGCCUCUGCACAGGCGUAACCUACGACCGUUCCAGCAUCCAACGCUGGCUCGACAACGGCAACAACACCUGCCCCGCCACCAUGCAGGUCCUCCACAGCAAGGAUUUCGUUCCUAACCGCACCUUACAGAGGCUUAUCCAGAUCUGGUCCGACUCGGUCCGCCACCGAGUCGACUCGCCCGAGUCCCCCGCCUCUACCGAAUCGGCCCCUUCCAAGGACCAAAUCCUCCUCGCCAUCACCGACUUGGAGUCAAGUGGCGAGAACCGCUUCGACUCGCUCGCGAAAAUCGUACGUUUCGCCCAAGAUUCCGAAGAGAACCGUGAUUUCCUCGCGAGAAAGAAAUGUCUCGUGCCCGUGCUGGUAGGUUUCCUCCACAAUGUCAAUGACGGAGCUAAACGGAGCGUCGAAUUCCUGGAACAGGUUGUGAAGGCGUUGGAUUUGGUUCUUUGUAAAACGGAAGAUCGCGAGGGGUUGAAAAACUCGAUCCUGAAGGGACAGGGACAUGGACAUGGACAUGGACAGAGCAUAGAUUCUGUUCUUCUUGUUCUGCAACAAGGAAGCUGUGAUUCAAGGAUUGCAUCGGCUAGGGUUUUGGAAUCCAUCGCCAUAGACGCAGAAUCGAAGCUGUUGAUAGCGGAAAAGGAAGGCCUGGUAUCGGAAUUGCUCAAUCAAAUAACACCGGAGAAAGAUCCGGCGCUAAUCGAGAGCAGCUUGUCGUGCUUGGUUGCAAUUUCGACGCCGAAAAGGAACAAAACGAAGCUAGUCCAUCUCGGAGCCAUCAAGGUCUUCUCGAACCUUCUUUCGGCGUCGAAUUUGAGCGUUUCGGUGACGGAGAAGGUGCUGAAGCUGCUUGAAACGAUGUCGUCGACGAAGGAAGGGAGAACGGAGAUAUGCGAGGAACCGGAGUGCGUGCCGGCGAUACUGAAGAAGGUUCUGAAGGUAUCGAGCUCGGCGACAGAGCACGCGGUGACGACGUUGUGGAGUGUGUGUUAUCUUUUUCGAGAUCAGAAGGCACAAGAAGCGGUCACAAAGGCCAAUGGCUUGACGAAGAUUCUGCUUCUGAUGCAGAGCAAUUGUUCCCCCACAGUGCGCCAAAUGUCUUUAGAUUUGCUUAAGAUCUUCAGGGUUAACUCUAAGUCGUGUCUUUCUUCCUAUGACACCAAAACCACCCAUAUCAUGCCCUUCUGAAUUUGAUCUUACU